This is a messenger RNA of Hippocampus zosterae (dwarf seahorse), 2002 nucleotides long. It is a transcript of the gene pigt, whose product is annotated as phosphatidylinositol glycan anchor biosynthesis, class T. The transcript has 11 exons. Gene Ontology annotation, biological process: attachment of GPI anchor to protein. The record is from RefSeq and is a predicted model, not a curated record. Gene Ontology annotation, cellular component: GPI-anchor transamidase complex. Bases 64 to 1809 code for a protein of 581 amino acids. Lineage: Eukaryota; Metazoa; Chordata; Actinopteri; Syngnathiformes; Syngnathidae.
UUGUCAGAUGACGUAGACGGAAGUCAACGAUCGUCACUGCUCCCCGGCUGUCAGACACAAAAAAUGGUGCUUAACAGGUGCGGUGUCACGGUUGCACUGUUAGUUUUGAUUGUUUUGUCGGUAAUUGUCGUCGCAUCCCGUCAAGAGUCGACAUUAAACAAUGGCCGUCACGACUUUCAAGAAGAACUGGUCAUCAGACCGCUCCAGUCAGGGGAUAUUUAUGCUAGCUUCCAGUUCCGCACCUUGUGGGAAGCAGAUUUCUUUGGAGGAAACAAAGUGUCCCACUACCGGCUGUUUCCCAAGUCGCUGGGACAAGUUAUCUCCAAGUUCUCCGUGCGUGAGCUGCACAUCUCCUUGACACAGGGAUACUGGAGGACCAUGCAAUGGGGGCAGCCUUAUCAACCUUCGCCCCCUGGAGCUGAGCUCUGGGUCUGGUUCCAGGACUCCGUCACGGACGUGGAUGGCACAUGGAGCGAGCUCACAAAUGUUUUGUCGGGAAUCUUCUGCGCCUCGUUGACCUUUGACUCCAUCAACAGCAUUCAGCCCAGCGCCUCCUUCAAGCCACUGGGGAUAGGCAACGUGACGGACCACCGCUUCCUCCGCUACGCCACCCUUCCGCGUGAGACUGUUUGUACAGAAAAUUUGACACCCUGGAAGAAACUCUUGCCAUGUGGCUCCAAGGCCGGCCUCGCUGUCCUACUCAAGUCCGAGAAACUCUUCCACAGCAGUUUUCAUUCCCAGGCAGUGCACAUUCGACCCGUGUGUCAGGACGCACAAUGCGCAACCACCUCGUGGGAGCUGAUACAGACACUGAAUGUCGUUUUUGAUCUUUACGUUUCCGGACAAGGCAAACGAGAAUGGUCUCUUUUCAAGAUGUUCUCCCGGACCUUGACGGAGGCAUGCCCUCUGGCUUCCUCCAGUAAAAUCUACGUUGACGUUUCGGACAAUUCUGAGGGGGAGGAUUUUGUGCUGAGCCCCGCCACUCCUCUGCUCAGGCAAGUAGUGGUGCUAGGGGACAGGCGCACCUUCUCCGUUUACGAUCUGACCCAAAAAAGCACCUUUGGCGCAACGUCCUCUCUCAACCUUCUGAUUCGCUGGAAAUCUAGCGAUGCGCACAUGCGCCCCUUGCUGCACGCGGAGCGCUACGUGGCGGGUUACAGGCUGCAGUCUGGAGAGUUCCACACGCUGAUAUACAACAACCACCCCUACCGGUCGUUUCCCGUGCUGCUGCUGGACUUGGUGCCCUGGUACCUUCGUCUCUACAUCCACACCCUCAGCGUCACAAGCAAGGGGAAGACGAACAAGCCCAGUUACAUCCACUAUGAGCCGUCCAAGGACCGUGUGAAGCCGCACACGCUGGAGAUGCUGGUGCAACUUCCCCCCAACUCUGUCACUGAAGUCACCGUGCAUUUUGACAGAAUUCUGCUCAAAUGGACAGAGUACCCCCCUGACCCGAAUCAUGGCUUCUAUGUCGGGUCCUCUGUUGUCAGUUCCCUUGUACCGAGCAUUGUCACCAGGGAUACGAAUGCCACACACGAAUGCCCUCUUUUUAACAGUUUCUUCCCCAGCAAAGAAGAAUCCAGCUACUUUGUGCGCCUCUAUACAGAACCUCUGCUGGUCAACCUGCCCACUCCAGACUUCAGCAUGCCUUAUAAUGUCAUCUGCCUGACCUGCACUGCAGUGGCUGUGGGUUAUGGAUCCCUCUUCAACCUGCUCACGCGCAAUUUCCAGAUAGGCGAGCCAAGGCCGGGAGUGGCCAAACGCAUUGCCAACAUAAUUCGGAGAAUGCGGGGCGUGCCGCCGCUCUGAAAAAUGGCAGGGCGACAGGCCCCGCUCUACUCCGUUCCUUUAGUUCAAGCUACUGAUAAAUGAGCCCCAUUCAGGGAGGAACUGAUUGAUUUUUAUUUUUUACAUAUUUAUUUGGAAUACGUGUUUCCAGGAUUGUGUGUGUCACUCGAGGACAUGUUAACACACUUGGAUUAAAAAUGGAUGGAGGACAGGA